AUUUGAGAUGAAAGAAUUUUAAGGAACGGAAAUAGAUACAGUCCCCACCUUUCUUUCUCUGGGCCCUCUCUCUCUCUCUCUCUCUCCUCUUCUGACUUCCCCGCUUUCUUUGGCUUCGCUCUCAGCAAAAACAAAACAAAACAAAACAGAUCAAACAAAAAAACUGUUUUUCGUUCUCAAGAUCAAACAGACAUGCACUGACCUCUUUCUCGCUCGGAAAACCGGUUCUUUCAUUGCCUUCGUUAGUAUAUUUGUUUGGGUGUACAUAUUUUUCUCAAAGUACCAUUUCUCAAAGACAACCAACCUUAGAGACCUCAAAGAAAAAUCCUUAAUUUCGGUUCAGAAACCUCCUUCUUUGGUUCCUUGCUUCCCGGUAGCUCCAGAAGUAGUAAUCUUGGUGAUCCGCCCAUAUGGAGAAAGAGCCUCUGCUGCCGUAUCUAAGCCCGAGAAAGAAACCUCUGCCACCGCCGGUCCUAGCACCACUCCCGGAGCACGACGAAAUCUCUCUCCCUCUAACCCCUUCUGCGCUCAAAGACCGCCUCAUCUUUGGCCCUGCUUCCUCUUCCCUGCAAGACGCUUCCCCUUUCGUCGAUGCCUUAACCCUUUCUCUUAGCUCCCCAAGACUCUCUUCUUGUUCUUCUUCCUCCAUGGAACCCGCUUCCCCGCAAGAUCCUCAAUCACAAUCGCUGUUACAGUCCCCAAAAAGUUGGCUCGUUGACCCCAAUUAUCCAUGGACCAAGACCAAUCUCCACCGCUCCAAAACAGCGCCGGCCAUGGCGGUUAUCAACGAUUUUGGCCACCCUUCUCCGCCUAGACCGCAAUUCGGGUCCCAAUCGAUCGUUCGCCAAGCGUUUGUUCUUCUUAUAUUGUAUUUGUUCUUGGGAGUGGUUAUAUAUUCGUUCAAUAAGGACGAUUUCGUGGCGGAUGAGACCCACCCGGUAGUGGAUGCUCUGUAUUUUUGCAUUGUGACCAUGUGCACGAUCGGCUAUGGUGAUAUUACGCCGGCUAGCACAGCAACCAAGUUGUUUUCGAUACUGUUUGUGUUGGUGGGCUUUGGUUUUAUGGACGUUUUGCUUACUGGGAUGGUGAGCUAUGUGCUUGAUUUGCAGGAGAAUUAUUUGUUGAGGACCGUGAAAAGUAAGGGUGGGACGGAUACCCCAAGGUCGUACAUAGUUGAUGUGAAGAAAGGGAGGAUGAGGAUUAGGAUGAAGGUGGCAUUGGCAUUAGGGGUCGUGGUUCUUUGUAUUGGGAUUGGUGUGUGUGUAAUGCAUUUUGUGGAGAGGCUUGGUUGGUUGGAUUCGUUUUAUCUCUCGGUUAUGUCGGUCACGACCGUUGGAUAUGGUGACCGGGCAUUUAAGUCCUUGCAGGGUCGUCUUUUUGCUUCCAUUUGGUUGCUUGUAUCGACACUCGCGGUUGCUCGAGCGUUUCUGUACUUGGCCGAGGCAAGAGUGGAUAAGCGGCAUAGAAGGAUGACAAAGUGGAUUCUUGGUCAGGAUAUGACUGUCUCUGAGUUUCUUGCUGCUGACAUUGACAACAAUGGCUUUGUGAGUAAAUCAGAAUAUGUCAUAUACAAGCUCAAGGAGAUGGGAAAGGUAUCAGAGAAAGACAUUAUGCAGAUCUGCAACAAAUUUGAUCGGCUUGACACAGGAAACUGUGGAAAGAUAACUCUUGCUGAUCUCAUGGGGAGUCAUCAUUGAUACUAAAGUACUCUAGGUUCUUCUUAUAGCACCACAGAAAGACGGGAGAAAAUACUACCAGUUAUAGAGUUGAGUUGAACGAGGGGCCAGUUUCUAUUCAAGUUGCGUACAGAUGAUGGAUGAGAUUCACAGUCUUAUCAGUUGUUCCUCUUCCAUGUCUGUUGAAAACUUCAACCCUUCAAAUUGAUAAGCAUUUUAAUUUUUCUCUUAGUGGGAUUUUUGGGUAUUGGUUUGAAUUUAUUCAACAAGAAUAACAGUGGAUGAAGCAUGAUGGAUACAAGUGCAUCUAAAAACACAUCCUAGUUCCCAUGGUUCUAUUGUUCACUUGUGCGAAAACCGGUUUGAUGGUGAAAGUUACUGCCUCUUCCAACUUGCUCAUACCCAUCAUGGUAUACGUUAUAGAUCAACAGGGGUUGAAGUAUGCAGAACAAUUUUGCUGAUUGAAGCUAUAUAUAUUUGCUUCUGUACAAAUGGGUUUGGAUUUAUUCUUUUGUAAAAACUGGGGAUAAGAAUCUAAACUCAAUAAUUAUGAAAG
Molecule: messenger RNA, 2232 nt
Organism: Juglans regia (Persian walnut)
Lineage: Eukaryota; Viridiplantae; Streptophyta; Magnoliopsida; Fagales; Juglandaceae
Product: two-pore potassium channel 3-like
Exons: 2
Coding region: 411-1697 (428 amino acids)
Biological process (GO): stabilization of membrane potential; potassium ion transmembrane transport
Cellular component (GO): plant-type vacuole membrane
Molecular function (GO): potassium ion leak channel activity
Source: RefSeq, a predicted model, not a curated record